Messenger RNA from Durio zibethinus, 574 nucleotides. RefSeq names its product putative small nuclear ribonucleoprotein F. NCBI's taxonomy places the organism in Eukaryota, Viridiplantae, Streptophyta, Magnoliopsida, Malvales, Malvaceae. The record is from RefSeq and is a predicted model, not a curated record. Gene Ontology annotation, cellular component: U1 snRNP; pICln-Sm protein complex; catalytic step 2 spliceosome. Gene Ontology annotation, molecular function: RNA binding. Gene Ontology annotation, biological process: spliceosomal snRNP assembly; mRNA splicing, via spliceosome.
UCAACCCUAAAAGGAAGUCACUCGUGUAUUUAGCUCGAUGUUAGUAGAAGACAGCAACCCUAAACCCCGUGGAGGCCAACCGGCAAAAGACUCAAAGUUGAACCCCAACUUUUCUGUUCACCACUCUGAAGCCUCUUUUAUUCGCGUCUUCAAUGGCUACAAUACCCGUUAACCCGAAACCUUUCUUGAACAAUUUGACUGGAAAGACUGUUAUUGUGAAACUCAAGUGGGGGAUGGAAUAUAAAGGUUUUCUUGCCUCAGUUGAUUCAUACAUGAACUUGCAGCUCGGCAAUGCUGAAGAGUAUGUCGAUGGGCAAUUCACUGGAAAUCUAGGGGAGAUUUUGAUCAGAUGCAAUAAUGUUCUCUAUCUUCGCGGGGUACCAGAAGAUGAAGAUAUAGAAGAUGCUGAUAGGGACUAGAUUGAUUCUCAUAUGGUUCAAAUAGAACUUUUGGAUAUGUGGCCAAAGCUGCUGCAACUUUCUUUGUUAAUUGUGCUUUGUUUGACUGCUCUUGCCAACAUUAUUUGGAUUAUGCAUCUUUUAGAUACAAGUUAAAUAUUAUGUGGAGCAUAGAA